AUGUCGCACCGGGCCCUCCGGAGACUGAGAGGGAAACAGCGCGGCCAGGAGCCCCUUGGGCCUGGCACCCUGCAGUUUGGCCUCCGUGAAGAGGAUGACGCAGAAGAAGAAUUGCCAAAAAAGGGGCCAGUUGGCCAUUGCUCCCGGCCUGCAGGGAAGGAGAGUGUUCGGGUCAACAACCGGUUCGAGCUGAUAAACAGCGACGAACUUGAGGAGGAGCCUGUACUGAACGGGGACAAGCCUGACUCUGUGCCUGCUGACAUUGUGGUUUCAGGGAACAAAGAGAGAACCAGGCAUGGCUGUACAGAGGCCAAGGGUACUAGAGAUGCAAUUGGCAAGACAGCAGGUGCUGAGCAGCAGUCGGCUCCAAGCAGCAAGCUGCGCAGGAAGAGAAAGAAACACAGGCAUAAGAAGAGCGGGCAGGGAGAGGCCGAGGAAAAUGACCUGGAAGAUAUUGACCGUAUUGUAGAGAGGAUUGAGGAAGAUGGCGGCUUGGCCCAGCCCGACCCUCCACCCGUGACCUCCAGGAAGCAUGUUCUCAGUGUGGAGCACAGACACCUGAAUCCAGAUACAGAACUGAAGAGGUUCUUUGGUGCUCGGGCAAUUCUUGCGGAACAAAGGCCUCGGCAGAGACAGCGCACACACCCCAAAUCCACGUGGCUGACGACCCCCAAGAGUACCUGGCCCCGGUAUUCCAGACCAGGUCUCUCGAUGCGGCUGCUGGAGACCAAGAAGGGCCACUCUUCAUAUGCAUUCGAGCACAGCGAGGAGUACCAGCAGGUGCAACACCGAUUCCUUGCAGCUGUGGAGUCCAUGGAGCCCAACAAUAUUGUGGUCCUGCUCCAGACUAGUCCGUACCAUGUUGACUCUUUGCUGCAGCUCAGUGAUGCUUGCCGGCUCCAGGAUGACCAGGAAAUGGCCCGAGACCUUGUGGAGAGGGCUCUGUACAGUCUGGAGUGUGCGUUCCACCCUCUCUUCAGUCUUACCAGUGGGACCUGCCGACUAGAUUACCGCAGACCAGAGAACAGGAGCUUCUACCUGGCACUGUACAAGCACAUGACCUUCCUAGAGAAGAGGGGCUGCCCACGCACAGCCCUUGAGUACUGCAAGCUCAUCCUGAGCCUGGAGCCGGACGAAGACCCCCUGUGCAUGCUGCUGCUGGUGGACCACCUGGCACUGCGGGCCCGCUGCUACGAGUACCUCAUCUGCCUCUUCCAGGACUGGGAGCCUCAUCGGAACCUCUCCCAGCUCCCAAAUUUUGCCUUCUCUGUGCCGCUGGCGUACUUCCUGUUGAGCCAGCAAGCCAACCGCUCUGAGCAGGAACUGAACACUGACCGGGAGCAGGCCUCACUGCUAAUCCGUCAAGCACUCACCAUGUUCCCUGGAGUCCUCAUGCCCUUGCUGGAGUUCUGCAGCGUGCGGCCUGACUCCAUCGUCGCCAGCCACCCCUUCUUUGGACCCAACGCCCAGAUCAGUCAGUCACCUGCACUGAACCAGCUGGUCAGCCUGUACCUUGGGAGAUCACAUUUCCUCUGGAAAGAACCUGCCAUCAUGAGCUGGCUGGAAGAGAAUGUCCACAAGGUCAUUGAUGCGGUGGACUCUGGGGACCCUGCUGUGGGUGCUUGCGAGAGCAGGCGUCGGGUGCUCUACCAGCGGGCACCUAGGAACAUCCACCGCCACGUGGUCCUCUCAGAGAUCAAGGAGGCCAUCGCCACACUGCCCCCGGAAGUGACCACGCAGUCUGUGAUGGGGUUUGACCCUCUGCCUCCUGCCGACACCAUCUACUCGUACAUCAGACCGCAGAGGCAAACUCCUGUUGGCCAGGCAAACACAGUGGCCCUCUUCUUCCGAUCCUUGUUGCCGAAUUACACCAUGGAGGAGGACCGUCUGGACCAACAAGCAGGAGGUGGUGCUGGUGGCCUGGACCGCGUCCAAGGCUUCAAUAGACUGAUGAUGGCCAUGCGAGACAUGAUGGCCAACUUCCAGUUCAACGACCUGGACCUGCCUCACCUGCCUCGCCGCGAGAACCUGGAGGAUUUUAUGGGGGAUGAGGAGGAUGACGAGAGCGAGGACCAAGAUGAAGGGGAAGGGGAGUGGGACUGA
This is a messenger RNA of Elephantulus edwardii (Cape elephant shrew), 2103 nucleotides long. It is a transcript of the gene TCF25, whose product is annotated as transcription factor 25 (basic helix-loop-helix). The transcript has 18 exons. Gene Ontology annotation, cellular component: RQC complex. Bases 1 to 2103 code for a protein of 700 amino acids. The record is from RefSeq and is a predicted model, not a curated record. Lineage: Eukaryota; Metazoa; Chordata; Mammalia; Macroscelidea; Macroscelididae.